Messenger RNA from Pseudophryne corroboree (corroboree frog), 2869 nucleotides. RefSeq names its product pannexin 2 (gene PANX2). Gene Ontology annotation, cellular component: plasma membrane. The coding region runs from base 412 to 2460 and encodes 682 amino acids. The transcript is spliced from 4 exons. Gene Ontology annotation, molecular function: wide pore channel activity. NCBI's taxonomy places the organism in Eukaryota, Metazoa, Chordata, Amphibia, Anura, Myobatrachidae. Gene Ontology annotation, biological process: cell-cell signaling; monoatomic cation transport; positive regulation of interleukin-1 production. The record is from RefSeq and is a predicted model, not a curated record.
UUGCUAUGUAUCUCUCCUUCCCUGUUCAUAUGGCUGACAUAACCACACAGUUACUUUCAUUCCUUCUGCCUGCCGAUAACCCUUUCUGUUUUCAGUCGUCAGGCACUGAGAUGGCAAACCAGAGUGCACAGAACAUUGCAGCUAUCUUGCAGCAAUAGAGACAGGUUUUCAGAUGAAUGACAAUCUCCCCUCAGUCAUCCUCGUUUAAACAUUUGCCGGCUCACAGGGACAUGCAAUGUAAGUUUUCAGACUGCCUGCAAUCUGUAGAUGGCAGCUUUCCUGCUCAUCACCUCUCUGGAACUCAGGCAAUAUUCAGCAGACUUCACUUGAAGAAGCAGUGGUUAUCCCACUAGCUGGUGACAAGACAUAAAAACAAGUGAGACAAGCCGCCAAUCAAAUUCACAAACGCUUAUGCAACAUAUCAUCGAUAACCAUCCAGACAUGGCCACUGCUUUGCUAGCUGGAGAGAAAUUGAAAGAACUGAUUUUGCCUGGGCCGCAGGAUGAUAAAGCUGGAUCUCUGGCUGCGCUUCUGGUUCAGCUGAAACUGGAGCUUCCCUUUGAUCGAGUGGUGACUAUUGGCACAGUCCUCAUCCCCAUUCUCCUUGUCACUUUGGUUUUUACAAAGAACUUUGCUGAGGAGCCUAUAUAUUGCUACACACCACACAACUUCACCCGGGACCAAGCCUUGUAUGCCAGAGGAUAUUGCUGGACAGAACUUAAAGAUGCUCUACCGGGAGUCAAUGCCAGUCAGUGGCCUUCAUUGUUUAAGCACAAAUUCCUUCCAUAUGCUCUUCUGGCCUUUGCUGGAAUCAUGUAUAUUCCUGCCCUGGGAUGGGAGUUCCUUGCCUCAACAAGAUUAACUUCAGAGUUGAACUUUCUACUUCAAGAAAUUGACAAUUGCUACCACCGAGCAGCAGAGGGACGGGCACCCAAAAUCGAAAAGCAAAUUCAAUCAAAGGGUCCAGGUAUAACGGAAAGAGAAAAGCGAGAGAUUAUAGAAAAUGCAGAAAAAGAAAAGAGCCCUGAACAAAAUCUCUUUGAAAAGUAUUUGGAAAGACGAGGUCGGAGUAAUUUUUUAGCCAAACUAUACUUAGCAAGACAUUUACUCAUUAUAUUUUUAAGCAUCAUACCAAUUAGUUACUUAAGCUUCUAUUAUGCAACCCAGAAGCAGAAUGAAUUCACAUGUGCACUAGGAGAGCCCCAUCUUAAGACCAGCAGCUCAAAAUUACAUGUAAGGGUAAACUGCAAGUUGCCAUCUGUCCAGCUCCAAAGAAUUAUUGCAUCAGUUGAUCUUUUCCUUCUUAGUUUAAUGAAUUUAAUAAUCCUUGUAAAUUUAAUACACCUCUUCAUUGUCAGAAAGUCCAAUUUCAUUUUUGACAAAUUGAACAAAGUUGGUAUAAAGACUAAAAAGCAGUGGCAGAAGUCACAGUUUUGUGAUAUAAACAUUCUUGCCAUGUUUUGUAAUGAAAAUCGGGACCAUAUUAAAUCCUUAAAUCGCCUGGAUUUCAUUACCAAUGAAAGUGACCUAAUGUAUGACAAUGUGGUGCGCCAAUUACUCGCAGCGUUAGCCCAGUCUACUUAUGAUGCCACACCCACAAUGCGGGAUUGUGGAAUUCAAACAGUUGAUCCCAGUUUAGAUCCAGCUGAUAUUGAUGUCAAUGAACAUCUUGUUAUAAAGCGUCCUAAGAAGAAAAUGAAGUGGAUCCCAAGUAGCAACCCUCUACAACAGCCCUUUAAGGAACAAUUAGCCAUAGUGAAAAUUGAAAAUAGUAAACAAGAAAAGCUAAAGCCAGUGAGGCGGAAAACGGCGACAGACACCUUAAUAACUUCUCUUGUAGAAGCUUCUUCCAAAUCCUCUCCACAGUCAAUGUCUCAGAAAAGUGAUGCUAGCACCAUGGCAAGCAACAUCAGUGACAAGAAACACAAUCGGCACUUCUCUUUAGAUGUCCAGCCGUACAUACUUAGUAAUAGAAAGCCAAAGCCAGAGGCACGUGAAAUUGCUCCCAUUGCUAUGUCUGAAAGCCAAGAGAAUGGAUUCUUAAAUCAAAAGGAAAGUGUGUUUAUACACGUCUCAACGACUGUAAAAGAUGCAUCAAAAUCGACAAAAAUUCUUGAGAAAGAAAACCAUCCGUUAUCUGAGAGUUGUGGAGAUGUUUCAGUCUCGGGAACAUUUCUCACAUGUGGAAGUCACUUGGUGAGCACAGCAGUUUCCACAUCAAGCGUUACACUCAGCCAGCUCAAGCAUGAGCCAAUGGCUGUAUUCAACCGUAACCCCACUCACCCUUUACUCCACAUUAGCACUUUAUAUGAGGGCAGCGAUGAAAAUGUCACAACUCUGAUAGAUAGGGAUCAAUCCUCUCCUGACCCAGCAGAGAUCAUUUCAGUCAUACCACCAAAGCAAGUCAUGUUGGGCCCCUAUGAAGAGUCUAGGGCCAUAAUAACUUCAGUAGAUUACUAGAUGUAAUAGCUACAUCACGCCACCAUGCAAACUCACUGCAUGAGCAUGGAAAAUGAAGUUAUCUUCUAAAUAUGCAAGCAGCAUCAUUAUAACAAGCUUUUUCCCACUAUCGGGAGGUCUGUGACUCUUCCAUGUUGACAGCUGUGUAAAGCACAAAUUACAUUGAUUCUAUUAGAUAGAGCAGCAUGACACUAGUCUGCAUACAAGCUUGGUGGGAUAUCCAUCUUUGACAGUAAUAAGUGAUUAAUGCUAUAAACAGCGCUCCUCCAAUUAAUACAGGACAGACAUCUGAGUGAGCGCUAGUAAAAUAACUGCAGCGUUAAUUGAUAUUUGUGUUUGCCAUAAUUCAGUGGCAAAUAAAUUACGUUUUGUUUAGGUGGGACCUUAAAUUUAAUAACCCUUUAACCUU